GCUGAGGAAGAUCGGUGUGUGAUCAUGUCUGGCAGAGGCAAGGGCGGGAAGGGGCUCGGCAAGGGGGGCGCCAAGCGCCACCGCAAGGUGUUGCGCGACAACAUCCAGGGCAUCACUAAGCCGGCCAUCCGCCGCCUGGCGCGGCGCGGCGGCGUCAAGCGCAUCUCGGGGCUCAUCUACGAGGAGACGCGCGGCGUGCUCAAGGUCUUCCUGGAGAACGUCAUCCGCGACGCCGUCACCUACACCGAGCACGCCAAGAGGAAGACGGUCACGGCCAUGGACGUGGUCUACGCGCUCAAGCGCCAGGGACGCACCCUCUACGCAAGGGAAGGUUGUGUGAUGGCGCGCACGAAGCAGACGGCGCGUAAGUCGACGGGCGGCAAGGCGCCCCGCAAGCAGCUGGCCACCAAGGCGGCCCGCAAGAGCGCGCCGGCCACGGGCGGCGUGAAGAAGCCGCACCGCUACCGGCCCGGCACGGUGGCGCUGCGCGAGAUCCGCCGCUACCAGAAGUCCACGGAGCUGCUGAUCCGCAAGCUGCCGUUCCAGCGCCUGGUGCGCGAGAUCGCGCAGGACUUCAAGACCGACCUGCGCUUCCAGAGCUCGGCCGUCAUGGCGCUGCAGGAGGCGAGCGAGGCUUACCUGGUGGGGCUUUUCGAGGACACCAACCUGUGCGCCAUCCACGCCAAGCGCGUCACCAUCAUGCCCAAGGACAUCCAGCUCGCCCGGCGCAUCCGCGGGGAGCGCGCCUGAGGCCGCUGUCCUUUCUCUGCCAAACCCAAAGGCUCUUUUAAGAGCCACCACAUUAUCACUGGGGAGCGCUGUAUCACUGUGCGAUAGUGCACUACCAGAUAGAGAUCAGUACAAUACCAGAGCACUGUGCCCAGUGCUCCUUUUGGUGCUUUUAAUAGAACCCAUUAUUGAGAAAUGGAA
Molecule: messenger RNA, 930 nt
Organism: Lagopus muta (rock ptarmigan)
Lineage: Eukaryota; Metazoa; Chordata; Aves; Galliformes; Phasianidae
Product: histone H3-like
Exons: 2
Coding region: 25-750 (241 amino acids)
Cellular component (GO): nucleosome
Molecular function (GO): DNA binding; structural constituent of chromatin; protein heterodimerization activity
Source: RefSeq, a predicted model, not a curated record